Molecule: messenger RNA, 2540 nt
Organism: Colias croceus (clouded yellow)
Lineage: Eukaryota; Metazoa; Arthropoda; Insecta; Lepidoptera; Pieridae
Gene: Drp
Product: death-associated protein 1
Exons: 2
Coding region: 148-456 (102 amino acids)
Biological process (GO): apoptotic signaling pathway; negative regulation of autophagy; cellular response to amino acid starvation
Molecular function (GO): death domain binding
Source: RefSeq, a predicted model, not a curated record
UACUUUUAAUAUCUGUAUGACGCUGCAAUCGUGUCAUCGUUUUACUUACACGUUGUCAUAAAUUACGAAUUAAAAAUAAUAUUUACGCCGAUUGCUUACCUAUCAGAUUUUAUAGUUACAAAUUUUAUAUUUCAAACUUAUAAAAACAUGUCGUCUACUGAAGAUAGCUCUCAACUUAAAGCGGGACAUCCUCCCGCAGUCAAAGCCGGGGGUAUGCGAAUCACUCAACACAAAGUCCCUCACUCGAAGGACGCAAAAGAUUCGCCACCAACAGAGGACCUGACCGGUCUCUCUGGACCUUCGCCAGUUCCGUCCAACCCAGUAUCAAUUGCUGGGGCUCCAAACAGGGGCAACGCUGACUUCACGCCACAAGCAGCGCAAAUAGCUCACAGCCCUAAGCCACCAGCUCAUAUUAAUGUUAAACCCUGCCCUAAUAUCCAACAACCUCGCAAGUAGAUAUCCAACUAAUAACUCAUACUUAUUUUUUCGUUACUCGAGUUUAUUAUUCCCUAAAAUCCUUUUUUGAUGGAAAUUGUAGACAUGAGUAAUCUAAAAGUAUUAUGAGUGAAAAAUUACUUAUGCUAGGUGUUUUUCUUUAUCAACAGUCAAGAAUUAAUGUCUUCAAAUAGUUUUAGAAUUAUUGUUACAGUAUGUAGAUAUUUUAAAUACAAUGAUAGUGUUAUUUAAGAUGUCGUUAGAGUUAAAAAAAUAAAAAUUUCUACCAAUAAGGUUAUUAUUCAAAGUCAGUGGAUAGUUUUAAAUGUUAUAACAGCUGUGUAAAUGAAGAAACACCUAACAUAAGUAACAAGGGCUGAAUAAAUCUAAAUGGUUGCUUUUAUAUCAUUUAGAUUUAUUUAGUUCAAUAGCCAUAUGAUUAGAUUGAUAUAUUAAGAAGUACAUAAACUAUAUAAUAAUUAUUAUAUCAGAAUAACUUAUAACUUUAAGUUACAACUUAGUAUCAAUACCAAGAUACUGCCAUCUUUCUAUAGCAACCUAAUCAAGGCAUUCAUUUAUUUGGUCCUUUUAUUUUUUAUAAAAUAUUUGUUAGAUUAUCUUUGAAGUUUGAUUGUCUAUGGUAGAGUAUAGUCUGUGUCUAUAGAGUGCGAACAACGAAAUGGGAACAGUAGGCACAGGUGGGAACAACACGACGUUCCCGCCGCAAGCGCUCGUAGUCGUGGUUGAGUGCUAUCGAAGUGCGUUUCUCUAGGGAUUUUUUUCAUAUUUACGAAUAAAUAUGGUAAAAUGUGCAGGUCGAUCUUGCAAGAACGAUACUAGAAAAAACACAAAAUUGAAAUCACAUUGAUAAUCAUAUCUACAAUUUAUUCAUGAUAAAGAUAGUGUUACUUAGAUAAUAAUUAAUGUUAUGUAGUUGUUAAUUGUUAUCCGAACUUGCUGGAACUAAACAAAAUAUAAAUCUUUUUAAAAUAAUUCUUUUUGACUGAAAAUAUCUAGCAAGUUAUUUUGGUUGACUUAUAACUUUAUUAAUAUUUUUAAUUAUACGGUCUGCUUCAAACACAUUUUGAUUAUAACUUGGAAUUAAAUAUUUAAUGAAAAAAUAAAAGGAUCAAAAAUUAAUUAGUUUUAGACGUUUUUAUGAACUGAAUUCUUAACCUUUGUUUUCUUGAGUGCAAUUAUUUUAGAUAUUUCGAUUUACUUCCAUUGUUCACUUUAGUGUGUAAGCAAAUUUUAUUGACAUAUUUAUGUACUAUCAAUAGUUGCUGUUUCUUGUUAAAUGUAACAUAAUAUAAUAUGUGAAUAAUAAGAUAAAAAUUAACUACAUACAGUUUAAAUUCAGUAAAAUGUUUGUUUAUUUUUUAUAUAAUUGGUAAAACUACAGCAAAGACUGCUUGAUAUUUAUUUACGGCAUUCCCACAGCAUUUAUUUUAUCAUUAUUCAAAAUUGUAAAAAUUAUUAUUUUUGUAAGAAAUUGUAAGUACUUAAAUUGGGACGAAUUAAUAGUAAUAAUUGUUUGAGUUGUUUUAUGAUAACAUGUUUGUUACAAUAAUUUUAAUUGUAUUUUGCAGUUAUUUUAUUACGAAACCAUUUAUUUAUACAAAUAUUUAUGUAAAAUACAGGUAUUUUUUAUUGGCUGCGUUAUAAUAUCAUUCCUUCUUGGUAUAUAUAUUAUGUAUGUACUCACUUGAAAACUAUAUACCUUGACUAUAUGUAUAGUAACAACAUACUAUUUAAUUUUAUUGAGCUGAUAAUUAUCUUUUGCCGCAGUUGCCUGGAAGAGAUCACUACUAAGUGAUAAGGCUGCCUAAUAAAUAUACUAUGUUUUCGUAUAAAAUAGUUAUAUAAUUUAUUUUGUAUAGAUAACCCAUAUCUUUCCUAGUUACUGAAUUUUAAUAAAUAAAUUGUUUUUGUUAUACUAUACAUAUAGCCAAGAUCCAGGUAUAUAGUUUUCAAGUGCAGUGUUUUUUAUAUUUUCAUUUCUAACUAUAUUACUGAAUCACUAUUUAAGUAAUUAAAAACAUUAUUUAAAUGUUGACCCUUAAUGGUUUAUGUUCUUGUACUUUAAAAUAAAAAAAUCAAUUAAA